UGUCAGGGAGGUGAAGAACCUCAUUAAUUGGUGGUGUCGGAGUGGGCGAAAAAAUGCUGCCCGACGCGCUUGUCGCCAGCCUGAUCCCGGCGGCUGCCGUGAUCGGUAUCCUCUUCGCUAUUUUCCUAUGGAAGCGCGUGUCCGCUGUCCAGAUGACUGGCGGUCGUCUCAUCUCCAGCCAGAAUGGCCGCGAGUAUCUCCUGGAAGAGGAGCAGCGCGGGGGCGAGGAGGAGGUUGUUUCCAGGGCUGCUGACAUUCAGAAAUCCAUUUCUGAGGGUGCCUCGUCGUUCCUGGCCACCGAAUAUUACUAUCUCGGUAUCUUCAUGGUCAUUAUGGCUGCUGUCAUCUUCUCGCUUCUGAGCAUUGUUACCCCCGAGGAGGGCCGCACUCGUGACGAUGAGGUCCGGAACGGCAUCUUUUCGACGGUCGCCUUCGCUCUGGGCGCUGCUACCUCGAUUCUGUCCGGCUACCUGGGCAUGCAGAUUGCUACCUAUGCUAACGCCCGCACUGCUGUUGAGGCUCGCAAGGGCAUUGCCCCUGCUUUCAUGUGCGCUUUCCGCUCCGGCGCUGUCAUGGGCUUCCUGCUGUCGGGCUUCGGCCUCCUGAACCUCUUCCUCGCCAUCAGCGUCUUCGCCAAGUUCUACAAGGACGACUGGAAGGGUCUGUUCGAGGCCAUCACCGGCUACGGUCUGGGCGGCUCCUCCAUCGCUCUGUUCGGCCGUGUGGGCGGCGGCAUCUACACCAAGGCCGCCGAUGUGGGUGCUGACCUGGUGGGCAAGGUGGAGAAGGACAUCCCCGAGGAUGACCCCCGCAACCCCGCCGUGAUUGCCGACAACGUGGGCGACAACGUGGGUGACAUUGCCGGCAUGGGCGCUGACCUGUUCGGCUCCUUCGCCGAGUCCACCUGCGCCGCGCUGGUCAUCUCCGCCGUGUCCUCGCUGGGCCGCGACCACGACUACAGCGGCAUGAUGUUCCCGCUGCUGGUGUCCGCCACGGGCAUCAUCGUGUGCCUGCUCACCACCUUCAUCGCCACCGACCUGAAGCCCGCCAAGGUGAUCUCCGAGAUCGAGCACACCCUGAAGAUGCAGCUCAUCAUCUCCACCCUGCUCAUGACCCCCGUCGCGCUGGGUGUGGCCAUGACCGCCCUGCCCGCCGAGUUCACCCUCUCCGUGCCCUCCAGCUCCACGGACAAGGCCUUCGAUGAGAAGACCGUCAAGAACUGGUACAUGUUCGUGUGCAUCGCCACCGGCCUGUGGGGCGGCCUGCUGGUGGGCCUGCAGACCGAGUACUUCACCUCCAACCGCUACAAGCCCGUGCAGGACGUCGCUGAUGCCUGCCGCACCGGCGCCGCCACCGACAUUAUCUUCGGCCUGGCGCUGGGCUACAAGUCCUGCAUCAUCCCCACCAUCGUGAUCGGUGUGGCCAUCUACGUGGGCAACACGCUGGCCGGCAUGUUCGGCAUCGCCUGCUGCGCGCUGGGCAUGCUGUCCACCCUGGCUACCGGUCUGGCCAUCGAUGCCUACGGCCCCAUCUCCGACAACGCCGGUGGCAUUGCCGAGAUGGCCGGCAUGGGUGAGGACAUCCGCGAGCGCACCGACGCCCUGGACGCCGCCGGCAACACCACCGCCGCCAUCGGCAAGGGCUUCGCCAUCGGCUCCGCCGCGCUUGUCUCCCUGGCCCUGUUCGGUGCCUACGUGACCCGCGCCAAGAUCGACAUGAUCCACUCCUCCAUCCUGGACCCACGGGUCUUCUCCGGCCUGCUGCUGGGCGCUAUGCUGCCGUACUGGUUCAGCGCCAUGACCAUGAAGUCGGUGGGCAAGGCUGCGCUGGCCAUGGUGCACGAGGUCCGCCGCCAGUUCAACACCAUUGCCGGCAUCAUGGAGGGCACCACCCGCCCCGACUACAAGCGCUGCGUCGCCAUCUCCACCCAGGCCGCCAUCAGCGAGAUGAUUGCCCCCGGCGCGCUGGUCAUGUUCACCCCCGUCGUGGUGGGCGCGCUGUUCGGCACCCAGUGCCUGGCUGGCGUGCUGGCGGGCGCUCUGGUCAGCGGCGUGCAGCUGGCCGUGUCCAUGUCCAACACCGGCGGCGCCUGGGACAACGCCAAGAAGUACAUUGAGGCUGGCGCCACCGAGCACGCCCGCGACCUGGGUGGCAAGGGCAGCGACUGCCACAAGGCCGCCGUCAUCGGCGACACCGUGGGCGACCCGCUCAAGGACACCUCGGGCCCGUCGCUCAACAUCCUGAUCAAGCUCAUGGCCGUCGAGUCGCUGGUGUUCGCGCCCUUCUUCUACAACUGCGCGCACGGCCAGGGCCUGAUCUUCAAGUGGUUCGGCCUGGUUCAGUAAGCGGGCAGCAGUUGCUGCGUUGUUGGGGGGCUGCAGUGUUAGUCAACGGUGUUGCUGUGGUACGGGGGUGGUUGUGCGGUGGUGGCAGAUGGCUACCGUGAAAGGUCCGUGUUUGGUCAGUCCGUAGGCUUCCAGCGUGACCCGACGUGAGGGUGUCUUGGGGCCGAAGGGCUGUGCCGGAGGCCUUGGUUUCCGUCGCCAUUGCUGUGCAAGCGGCCCGGAAGCAGAGCUGUGCGCUGCAGCUGCAUGGUUGGCAGGUUACCGAUGCAGCCGGGGGGCCCUAACAGGGUUUCUGCUGGUUUUUGCUGCGUUUGCGGCGGCGGUGAUUGCUGGACGUCGUAGGUGCCGCUUUUCCUCUCGCUUUGAGUGCUGGGUUGUGAAGUGCAAAAGUACUGGUGCUGAGAGCUUCGGGUAUUCGGGCGCGAGCCUCUCAAGCGUGAAUUGGGGUACAGCGCUAAUAGCCAUAGCCGGGUGUUUUGGUGUUGCGUGGUUCGCGUGUUGUUAUCGUGCUACGUAAAGUUGCCUUGCAUGCUACGCAGGAGUUGUAGGUGUGUUGGCUUGCACGUGCAGUGGUGAAAGGCCAGUGCGCUUCAGUCAGUGAAGCACAGCAGGGUACAGGCCGCUUGCGUGCGUCCUCUGUUGGGGCUUUUCCGUGUGUCUUGUCCGUCUGGUUAACGGUUGUUUUCUCGGAGUUGGGUUUGCUGGCACUUGUUGUCGGCUCCCGACUGCUGCGCUACUGAUUCCAAUCCGGCCCAGCUUCACUUGUGUGCGGGGAGGCUUGCAUUUAUGACCUGGUAUGUGUCGUCAUGCCAUUGGUUUGAGCUCGCAUUGUGGGGGUUUCCAUGCAACAGGUACAUCCCUAUGCCAACGCGAUAAGGGAAUGUAAGCAUGAUGCCCUGUG
This is a messenger RNA of Astrephomene gubernaculifera, 3246 nucleotides long. Lineage: Eukaryota; Viridiplantae; Chlorophyta; Chlorophyceae; Chlamydomonadales; Astrephomenaceae. The record is from the annotation of a GenBank genome assembly.